This is a messenger RNA of Eleginops maclovinus (Patagonian blennie), 1518 nucleotides long. Its product is annotated as protein eva-1 homolog C. Bases 96 to 1346 code for a protein of 416 amino acids. The record is from RefSeq and is a predicted model, not a curated record. Gene Ontology annotation, molecular function: carbohydrate binding. The transcript is spliced from 8 exons. Lineage: Eukaryota; Metazoa; Chordata; Actinopteri; Perciformes; Eleginopidae.
GGCAUCAUUGACCUAGUUACCACUGUCUCCCGUCGACAGUCAACAGCACGACGACUCAAGCAAAACCCAGAGGUCUGUCCUGCAGGAUAUGCACAAUGACAGUGCCAUGGAUUUAUUGCUUCUUAUCUCUUCUGUUGGCCCUGAAGAUUCACACCACACAUUCAGCUCCCGAUUUCUCUCUCUACCUUCACGACAUCCUGAAGAACCACACGGCUCAUGCUUGUGAAGGAGACACACUCGUCAUCAAGUGUCCCUCCAGGACUUCUGUGGCCAUCCUCUCUGCUUUCUACGGACGACGGGUUCCUAAUCAGCAUUUGUGUCCCUCUCCUAACAAAAACACAACUGCAGAGGAGGAUAACGAAUGCACUUCCCCAGUUGCUACUCAGAAAGUGCUGUCAGAGUGUCAGGAUCGGCGGUCCUGUCAUAUCCCUGUCUUGAGUCCAGUGUUCGGGCAGGACCCCUGUCCUCUCACCAGCAAGUACCUUCUAGUCUCCUACAAGUGCAAACCAGAGCACCACCGCAGCAGGCUGGUGUGUGAGAAUGAGCGACUGAGGCUGAUGUGUAAAAACGAGACCGUCCUCGCCAUCUACUCGGCCUCGUUUGGACACCUGCUACAUGGCAGUCCUCACUGUCCUCAGGAACCUGGAUCACACACUGACAUGGAGUGUCUGUCCUCCACGGCCCUGAGGAAGGUGUCACGCCGGUGUCACAGCAGAGCGAAUUGCUCACUGGUGGCAGACACACAAACCUUUGGGGACCCGUGUUUUCCCGGCACCAGGAAACACCUGCGGGUGUCCUUCACUUGUGUGCCCCGGUAUCUUCUGGAAGAUGUGGGUCGAGGUUCAACUGAUCCUUUCAUGAUCACGGACUACACACAUGGUGGAUGGUACACUGGCCCCACCUACAGGCCUCAUAACGUGCUCUAUACCAACUCUCUGGAGAUCAUUGAAAAAAUGUUGGAUUUCCCAGAGCGAGUGGCUCUGUACUUUGUGGUUGGCAUCUGUGCUGGUCUAGUUUUCCUGCUCUGCCUGUUUGGUAUACGCUCCACACUUGUGAGGGAUGUUAAAGAUCUGGUUUCUGACCUGAAGGAUGAGCUGGAAGCUUCUCGCAGAAAACGAAAGGAGCUCAUGGAGGAUCUCUUUGACGAUGACAUCUCGGACACGUCGUCCUUCCGUUGCCUGACACAAUCCUACCGCACAACAGAACUCCUCAGUCCUUCCACUUUGACAGUCGAGAUGGUUGAACGUGAGGUGGAACAGACGAGGGAUCAGCCCAACGGAGACAUUUGGCCGCAUCGAGACUCCAGCCCUUAUGCCAUUCAUAAGAUUAAAACUUACAACAAUUGAGAGAAGUCAUGUACAGCUGAAUCUAUUGCUAAAUAACCCUUCUGAUUCCAUUAAAGUUUCGGACUGAAAUUUACUUUCAAAAUAAUGUAACUUCUUUAUCCAUGUUUUGUCACUGAUGUCAAAGUGACUAUUAACAAGAAAGAGUUAAAUACAAAUAAAUGUAUAACAUUAA